This is a messenger RNA of Ictalurus furcatus (blue catfish), 1807 nucleotides long. RefSeq names its product claudin 2 (gene cldn2). NCBI's taxonomy places the organism in Eukaryota, Metazoa, Chordata, Actinopteri, Siluriformes, Ictaluridae. The transcript is spliced from 3 exons. Gene Ontology annotation, molecular function: structural molecule activity. Gene Ontology annotation, biological process: bicellular tight junction assembly; cell adhesion. The coding region runs from base 843 to 1688 and encodes 281 amino acids. The record is from RefSeq and is a predicted model, not a curated record. Gene Ontology annotation, cellular component: bicellular tight junction; plasma membrane.
ACUCGACUCGUCUCGAUUUUGUUAAGACAAAGUUUGCUAUAACAAACCUUUACUGACUUUUGGGACCAUUUUUGCGAAUCCUCCUCCUGUAUGAAAACUUUAAUACGUUUUCUUUUAAAAAGAACCCUGAUUUAAAAACGAACAGUUGAUGAAAGUUUUGAAUAAAUAAUUAAGCCGAUACUGUCGAACGUUUUUUUUUUUUUUUCCCUUUCUUUUUUCAAAUGAACAACAGCAUCCUCUACAGACAAGGAACUAUAAAUAUAACCCACAUAAGAGCAGGUGAUUAGGGUUAGAGCGCACUGAUCCAGAAAAAAAACAAACAAACAUGGACUUUGACCAGCAGGCACUUGUGUUCUGAUGUUUUUGUGGCGGUCCGUGAAGUAAUUCUAAUUCUAAGUCCUAAAUUCUAAUUCUAAGUCCUAAAUUCUAAUUCUAAGUUCUGAAAACUCUAGAAUUUCUGACUUGGCACCUAGAGAGUGCGCUACGGAAUUUAGCAACACACUUAUUCAGACAGAGGAAGCAGGAGUGCGUUUUAAUCUCAUUACUGCACCGACGACAUGUGAGCAGAGAUUUGAUGAGAUUAAGCUCAAGCCUAAACCAGCCUAAACUCUGUAUUCUCUCUCUCUCUCUCCCACACACACACUUUAGAGGUAACAGUUUAGCAGAACUACACGUCUCAGCGAUUGUAUCUUAUGCACCAUCACGCUAUAUCUGUGUAACGACAGGGAAGAGACAGAAGAGUUACAAAUAGCGACAACAGGAACACGCACAGGAGAAUUGUCUUCUUGAUUUAACAGCUCGUGAACGAAUCGCUGGUCAUUUAAAGCUUUUAAAGAGCAGUGAUGGCCAUAGCCGCAGUGGAGUUGAUGGGCUUCUUCUUAGGAAUCCUGGGUUUGAUUGGAAACUUAGUGGCCACCCUGCUGCCCUACUGGGAAGUCUCGGCCCACAUCGGCCAAAACAUCGUCACGGCUGUGACGAACAUGAAGGGCCUGUGGAUGGCGUGCGUCCACCAGAGCACAGGAGUCUUCCAGUGCGAGACCUUCAGCACCAGCCUCGGCCUAUCCACCGAACUGCAGGCGGCCCGGGCCAUGAUGGUCUUCUCAGUUAUCUUUUCUGCCCUAGCCUGUGCAGUGUCCAGCGUUGGGAUGCAGUGCACCACGUGCAUGGACGGCUUCUCGGGAACCAAGGCGAAAGCAGCUGGAGCCGGCGGGUGCCUUUUUUUUAUCGCCGGUCUUCUGUCGCUCAUUCCCAUUUCCUGGCAGACCCAUGAGGUAGUGCAGACCUUCUACCAGUACACCGAACAUGACGGUCUGAAGUUCGAGAUUGGGGACUGCCUGUUUGUCGGGUUUGCCUCGUCUAUAGUGUCUCUGUUAGGUGGAGGGCUGCUAAGCAUGUCCUGCUGCAGUUACAAGGAUGUACAGCGAAGGUUCAGACGCCACGCCGGGGGUUACCCGUACCCCGAACGCGUAGGAAAACACGGCACGGGCCGUGGCGCCUCACGGUGGACGCCCUUCCGCCCUUCAGCCACUCUGCAGAGCGGAAUCAACAUGAAUCCCACCAACAGGACCCAGACCAUGGAGAGCCACUACAGUAGCAGCAGCAGCCAGUCCACUACCGGCGUCCAAGACGCCACGAAACCGGCACACCGGAAACCGGCAGCUAGCUAUGAAGUCACCGGGUACGUCUGAACAUUUGGCCUAGCUGCUCUUCCGUACCAUGGACUUGAAAAGACUGACAAACUUCUUCACGAACUUUUUUGUGAACAUGUCUUGGAUAUUUGCUUUAUAAAUUAAACAUAUUCAUAUUA